GAGGAUGUCAAAAAUAAAUACCAAACUGGACGUAAAUCAAGCCCAUGAUCAUUGUGAGAGGUGUGACUUUCCAAAACUGAAUUCCAAUAAUUGUAUGCAGCCGCACAAAGCUCAUAACAAAAUCAUUGAAACAGUUCACAGCUGAGAAGGGACACCUGAAGAACAUUGAACAGGAUCAUGGCACCCAAUAUUGGUGGCAUUACGGUACGGUGCGGUGUGAUGUGUUGUUGUAGAGGUCCUUCCUCCCGACCUAAGAGUAAACCGUAAACCGGUCCAUGAGUCUGCGAACCUGACCGUCAACUCGGCUGCAAGGUUAUAUAUAAAACCGGCGCCGCGAUGGACAAAGCUAUCAGUGCUCUUCGCGGAUACGAGCAGUACACCCGCACACGUCACCAUGGUCACAUCCGCACUAAUGCAGACGGCGACUGCCGCCUGCCUCCUGUUGGUCACCGCAUACGCAUACGAUUUCAGUGAUCCCUACUUCAAUGAACACCUUCAGAGCGCAAUGGAGGAGAUCAUGGAAGAAGAAAUGCUAUCAAUCGGCCGCGUACAGAGAGACGCAGAUCAAGGUCAGGAAGUUGCCGACGAGUACUUCAAAUGUAAACACAGGAAUCUCAAGACAUGUUGCGGUAAGAUAAACUUGAUGAAGAACUAUGGCGAUAAAGGAAAGAUCUACGGCAAGCAAUGCUAUGAGGAAGUUGUCAGUGCAUUCAAGACCAACUCUUCCUCAACAGCAGAUGAUGAUGACAGUAUGAUGGACAUGUUCUCCUGCGAGAAAGUCAAAAUGAUCAAACUGAAGCACAUUUGCGUACAUGAAUGUAUUGGGAAGAAAACAAAAAUCCUUAAAGAGGAUGGCUCCCUGAACCCGGAAGAAAUCAAGCAGUACGCAAGAGAGUACAUGUUUAAUGAGGAGUGGUCCAAGGAGCUGGGAGAAAAAGCGCUCGACAAAUGCUUGUCUCAAACUUACAACAGUGUAACUAAAAUGCUGGACGAAUAUGAGAUCAAAUGCAACCCCUCUUCGGUUCAGUUCCAUCACUGCCUCUGGAAAGAAAUUGAGUUGACCUGUCCUGAAUCAAAGGUUGAUCUGAAAGCCAAAUGUGUGAGGCUUCGUGAGCGACUCCGUAAACAACAAGCUGCUGGAAUGUAGAAUACUAGAUUUACGGAAAUAAUCGACUGAAUGAAUCAAAUUUGCAAUGUCAUUUUUCAAUCAAAACAACAGAUAAUAGUCAACAUGUAGAAAAAUUGGUAGUUAUAUUUGCACUUGUGAUCUAUUUAUAAAAUAAAAGUACUUAUAAUAAUUA
Molecule: messenger RNA, 1301 nt
Organism: Nilaparvata lugens (brown planthopper)
Lineage: Eukaryota; Metazoa; Arthropoda; Insecta; Hemiptera; Delphacidae
Exons: 9
Coding region: 395-1147 (250 amino acids)
Molecular function (GO): odorant binding
Source: RefSeq, a predicted model, not a curated record